Molecule: messenger RNA, 2723 nt
Organism: Maniola jurtina (meadow brown)
Lineage: Eukaryota; Metazoa; Arthropoda; Insecta; Lepidoptera; Nymphalidae
Product: diphthine--ammonia ligase
Exons: 14
Coding region: 331-2562 (743 amino acids)
Biological process (GO): protein histidyl modification to diphthamide
Molecular function (GO): diphthine-ammonia ligase activity
Source: RefSeq, a predicted model, not a curated record
GUUGGUGGCUGUCACCUGUCACUUUUCGUCAUUUUUGUUGCGCGGUGGUGUGCCUCGGUGUACAGAAUUUUCAUUUCUUCUAAUUAAAUAAUGUUAUCAUACUAGAGAUAAUGAGUAUAACGUGCAUUAGUAUCCACACAGGCUCGCUGUGAAGUGAGCAAACGCGGGUAACGCGAUACCCAAUACAGAGAGGAUGGUGGUCUCGUGAGGAAUACUCAAUUGUUCAAUACCGCAUUGUGAAAUCAUCAUUGUUUUCGCACAAAUAUUAUUUAAUAUGAUUGUUAUGUAAUUACUGCUAGUUGUUAUUGGUGAUAUUUGAAGCUGUCGAAGAUGAGGGCGGUCGCGUUGAUCAGCGGUGGGAAAGACAGCUGUUACAAUAUGAUGCAGUGCGUCGGUGCCGGCCACACGAUCGUGGCGCUGGCCAACCUCCAACCUGUUCUCAAAGAUGAACUGGACAGCUACAUGUAUCAGACAGUAGGUCACCAGGGCAUAUCGCUGUAUGCGGAGGCUAUGGGUUUGCCUCUAUACAGAGAGAUUAUAUCUGGUGUGGCAGUGGACCAAGGCAGGAACUAUAAGCCAACUGACAAUGAUGAGGUGGAAGAUUUGUAUAGGCUUUUGGCAAGAAUUAAGAAUGAAAUAGAUAUAGAAGCAGUUGCAUGUGGAGCUAUUUUAUCCGAUUACCAAAGAAUUAGGGUGGAGAAUGUAUGUCAGAGGCUAGGUCUAGUGUCGCUUGCGUACUUGUGGAGGAGAAACCAGAAAGAGCUGCUGCAGGAAAUGAUAGCCAGUGGUGUUGAAGCCAUCAUCAUUAAGGUGGCAGCACUAGGUCUGGAUCCACGGAUACACCUGGGCAUGUCGCUCAAAGACAUCCAGCCCCAUCUUCUAGUCAUGCAGGAGAAAUAUGGACUCAACGUGUGCGGCGAGGGCGGCGAAUACGAGACCUUCACGCUCGACUGUCCGCUGUUUAGGAAGAAACUAGUUAUAGAUGAAAAAGAAAUGGUGAUACACACCGAGGACCCAGUAGCUUCUGUUGGCUAUUUAAACUUAAAGUUACACUUAGAACAUAAAGAGAACUACGAAACAAUCAAACUACCUCCAACUGUGAGAAACUCAUUAGAUUUUGUAAAAGACUUGAGCGAUACAGUGUUUAGCGACAUAAGUGAUAUGGAACUGAGUGAGACCGAACUAGAAUCUAUCGAGAAAUUAGAGAAAGUUGAGAAAAUUGAACUCAAGCCUUUACUUACUUACUCUGGGGACAACGUUAAAGGGCUUAAUUCGAGUGACAAUGAAUAUGAGGAAAGUGUAGAGGAUGGAUACUACUACGAUGAAAUGCACGGUUCGAGUGAAAUAGAGCCGGUGUUGGACCACAGAACGAUAUACGGGAACAGGCACGGGUGGUAUUUCAUCGGAGGCAUAGUCGGUGAGGGUGUCGAUACGGCUGUAGCGACUACGGACGCUAUGAAGAAACUCAUUAACCUCCUCGAGUCGGUAAACUUGCAACUACCCGACAUAUGUUCAGUGAACAUAUACAUGCGCGACAUGGACGAGUACGCGGCACUCAACAAGGUCUACGUCGAUACUUUCUCGUUCCCGAACCCCCCGACGCGAGUGUGCGUACAGUGCCCUCUGCCGAAGAACGUUGGACUUAUAUUGGACGGGGUUGCAUAUAAAGCAGUCAACGAUAAUAAUCAGGAAAGUGACGGAAUCUCGAAGGAGCGCGUGACGAUGCAUGUUCAAGGGAUAUCGCACUGGGCGCCGGCGAACAUUGGACCGUAUAGUCAAGCGGUUAAGGUGGGCGAAGUGCUGGGCACGUGCGGGCAGAUCGCUCUAGUGCCGGGCUGUAUGAAGCUGACGGAGGGCGGAGCGCGCGCGCAGUGCUCGCUCGCGCUGAGGCACCUCACGCGCGUGUUACGCGCGGCACACUCGCGGGCGCACAUCCGCAGUGUAGUACAGAGCGUUUGUUACGUGACCGGGCGAGGCGCGGCGCGGGAAGCUAGGAGACAGUUAGAGCGUCGUACGGCGGGCGCUAUAGUCCAGUGCGCUGUGGUGGAGGCCUUACCGCGAGCGGCGUGCGUGGAGUGGCACGCGUGGGCGCACACGGAUAACAACCGGUUUGAAUAUGAAGAGACGGGCUGCAACGUGGGCGACUACAAAGUGGCCAUCACGAGGCGGUGGAACUAUGAGAACACUGUCGCUGCUAUUGUUUGUUACGUCGCUACAGGUUCGUCCCCCUCGACGUGCCAGGUGUCGUUCCCGGACGCGGCGGCGUGCGACCGCCACCGCACGCACGCGGCCAACAUCUCCCGCACCGACCUCGAGGCCGUCCUCGACUACGCGCUCAGGAAACUGCUCAACGACUGCCACGAGCGCGAACCUUGCCCCGCGCUCUAUGUCAGGAUAUUCUACCAGGUAUGGGGUUCUCCAACGCCACAAAGCAUGGCGGCCGCCGCAGCGACAGUCGGCAGCCGCCUCAACGCGCGCGUGGCGCUGAGCGCGGUGCCCGUGGUGGCGCUGCACAACGCCUUCACCUUCCUCUCCAUCAGCGGCCUGCGCUUGCAGGAGUAACUCGUGAGUACCCAGCUCAUGAAAUAAGAAUGCAGAUGCUUUAUUGCCGUUUUAAAAAUAUAUUUGCUGAAUAUUUUUCAGUGUUUAUAUAAUUUUGUUAAUUAUGCUACCGAGUUUACCAUAUUUUAAGUCAAAAUAUAUAAAUUAUUUUUAUUGCAUAA